AUGCCUGGAAAGAAAGUAUGCAUCGUUGGAUCGGGAAACUGGGGGUCUGCGAUCUCUAAAAUCAUUGGACACAAUGUAAAAGCGUCAAAUAGAUUCGAACCAGUGGUGAAUAUGUGGGUUUAUGAAGAGUUUAUUAAUGGUCAGAAACUCACCGAAAUUAUCAACACGGAACACGAGAAUGUGAAAUAUCUACCUGGACAUAAACUCCCCAGAAAUGUGGUCGCUGUUCCAGACAUAACCGCGGCUGUGACGGGAGCAGAUCUCCUGAUCUUUGUCAUUCCUCAUCAGUUCAUUGGAAGACUGUGUGAUCAGAUGAAGCCUCACAUUAAAGGAGGAGCCAUUGGAAUCUCCCUAAUUAAAGGUAUUGAUGAAGGACCAGAGGGCUUGAAGCUGAUCUCUGAUAUCAUCAGAGAGAAGCUGAACAUUGAAGUGAGUGUGUUGAUGGGAGCCAAUAUUGCCAGUGAAGUUGCUGAUGAAAAGUUUUGUGAGACCACCAUUGGAGCUACAAAUGAAGACCAUGGUCAGAUUUUUAAGGAGCUUCUGCAAACUCCAAACUUCCGCAUCACUGUGGUGAAGGACAGUAACACCGUAGAGCUGUGUGGAGCUCUGAAGAACAUUGUUGCCGUGGGCGCAGGCUUUUGUGACGGGCUGGGUUUUGGUGAUAAUACAAAGGCGGCUGUGAUUCGUCUGGGCCUGAUGGAGAUGGUGGCAUUCUGUAAACUGUUCUGUAAGGGGCCCGUCAGCUCCGUCACAUUCCUGGAGAGCUGUGGGGUUGCUGACCUCAUCACUACCUGCUACGGCGGCCGAAACCGCAAAGUGGCUGAAGCCUUUGCCACAUCCUCAAAGUCUAUAGCAGAGUUGGAGGCUGAGAUGCUGAAUGGACAGAAGUUGCAGGGGCCCCAGACGGCGGCUGAGGUCUAUAAGAUCCUUCAGAGGAGAAACAUGGUGGAAAAAUUUCCCCUGUUCGUGUCUGUAUAUCACAUCUGUUUUGAGGGCAGAGCAGUGAAGGACUUCAUCACCUGUCUGCAAAACCAUCCAGAGCAUAUGUGA
Molecule: messenger RNA, 1050 nt
Organism: Chanos chanos (milkfish)
Lineage: Eukaryota; Metazoa; Chordata; Actinopteri; Gonorynchiformes; Chanidae
Gene: gpd1c
Product: glycerol-3-phosphate dehydrogenase 1c
Exons: 8
Coding region: 1-1050 (349 amino acids)
Biological process (GO): carbohydrate metabolic process; glycerol-3-phosphate catabolic process
Cellular component (GO): cytosol
Molecular function (GO): protein homodimerization activity; glycerol-3-phosphate dehydrogenase [NAD(P)+] activity; NAD binding
Source: RefSeq, a predicted model, not a curated record